Molecule: messenger RNA, 841 nt
Organism: Olea europaea var. sylvestris
Lineage: Eukaryota; Viridiplantae; Streptophyta; Magnoliopsida; Lamiales; Oleaceae
Product: protein STRICTOSIDINE SYNTHASE-LIKE 3-like
Exons: 2
Coding region: 83-646 (187 amino acids)
Biological process (GO): biosynthetic process
Molecular function (GO): strictosidine synthase activity
Source: RefSeq, a predicted model, not a curated record
UGUAUAGAUCUUUCGUCGUAGAAUUAUAAGAUCAGAAUCAGAAUCUAUAGUUCUCACAUGGUGUUAUUGUUUCAGAAACUUUAUGCAGUUAGUUUUCUCUGGAGAAGAUAGUGGGAGAGUGCUCAAGUACAAUCCGAAGACAGAAGAAACUACUGUUCUUGUUCGGAAUCUCCAGUUUCCAAAUGGUGUCUCCCUAAGUAAAGACGGAUCGUUCCUUGUAUUCUGUGAGAGUUCCAUUGGCAGGUUGCGAAAGUACUGGUUGAAAGGCGAAAAGGUUGGGACCUCUGAAGUAAUGGCCGUGUUGCCUGGAUUUCCUGAUAACGUCAGAACAAAUGAAAAUGGUGAAUUUUGGGUUGCAAUCCACUGUCGUCGAUCUCUAUACACUUAUUUAUCCUCUAUAUACCCGAAAGCCCGGAAAUUCUUGCUAAAGCUUCCGAUAGCUGCAAAGAUCCAUUACCUCGUGCAAAUUGGAGGGCGCCCUCAUGCCGUGGUUGUGAAGUAUAGUCCAGAAGGUAAGCUUCUAAAAAUUUUGGAGGACAGACAAGGGAAAGUUGUUAAAGCAGUAAGUGAAGUGGAGGAGAAGAAUGGGAAGCUUUGGAUUGGGAGUGUUUUGAUGCCAUUUAUUGCAGUUUAUGAAUUAGACUAAGUGUUUUAGAUUAUAAGACUUUCUUAAUUUCUUGUGUUUGGGGUAAAGCCCAUAUGCUUUUUGUAGUUAAUUUUCCACACUUUUCUUGAACUUUCUAGGGGUAAUUGAACGAGUCCCUCAUGAAUGUAAUGAAAACCUAUUUGUGGUAUGUGUAAUGUCAAGAGCUUCGUGUAACUUAUCCAAGCAUUUUUUGUU